AUGGAACGUAUAGGAAAAGUCACCUAUCGCCUAGAACUUCCUCCGGAAUCCCACAUCCACCCAGUUUUUCAUGUCUCCCUGCUUCGCCCUUGUUACAGAAACUUAGCACCAUCAACUCUUUCAUUGCCAACAUCCUUCAUCGACGACUUACCUGUGUUAGAACCCGAAUCAGUGUUAGACCAACGUAUUGUCAACAACACUCCCCAUGUUCUUGUUAAAUGGAAGAAUAGAGACAUAUCAAAAGCCACUUGGGAACGAUCAGAUGAAUUCAACAUAUCCACAACCACUGUUGACCUUGAGUACAAGGUCACUGUCAAGGACGGGGGUGUUGAUACGGGUGCUCAAACCACUUACAUUUUAUCUCAAGCAAUUAACACAUCGAUGACAUUAUCAUCAUCUUCUUCACCGGCUCCGACCCUUUCUUCUCAGUCAUGGAGUACCAUGUUUUUCUUAACUUUAGAGGAGAAAGAUACUCGCAAAACUUUUAUGGGUCAUCUCUACUCUGCUCUUGAACAAGAAGGUAUCUACACAUUCAAAGACAACGAAACACUUCCCUGA
Molecule: messenger RNA, 558 nt
Organism: Lactuca virosa
Lineage: Eukaryota; Viridiplantae; Streptophyta; Magnoliopsida; Asterales; Asteraceae
Source: the annotation of a GenBank genome assembly